UGCGGGGAAGAUGGCGGACUCGGUAGCGGCUGGUCUUGCGGACGAAAACGAGACUGAAAAUGAGGAUAAGGAGAGGGAGAAACGACUCUUUAGCGGCGUCAAAAAGACGGAGAAACAAGCCGCUGCGUCAGACCUUACAGAAACUCUGGGAUUUUACGAGAGGAAGGCGAAAUGCAAAGAGAGAAAGAGCAAUGUGUCAGAUCUCUCUCUUGUGAGGUUUAUUAGUGCUGAGUUGACUAGAGGAUAUUUUCUGGAACACAAUGAGGCCAAAUACACUGAGCGGAGAGAGAGGGUCUACACCUGCCUGCGUAUUCCAAAAGAACUGGAGAAGCUCAUGAUGUUUGGGUUUUUCCUGUGUCUGGAUGUGUUUCUGUACGUGUUCACUCUGCUGCCUCUCAGAGUGCUGCUGGCCCUGAUCAGACUGCUGACACUGCCCUGCUGCGGCCUCAGUGGAUCUCGUAUCUUGCAGCCCGCUCAGGUGUGUGAUGUUCUGAAGGGUUUCAUCAUGAUUCUGUGUUAUUUCAUGAUGCAUUAUGUGGAUUAUUCCAUGAUGUACCACCUGAUCCGGGGUCAGUCAGUCAUAAAACUCUACAUCAUCUACAACAUGCUGGAGGUGGCAGAUCGCUUGUUUUCAUCUUUCGGUCAGGAUAUUCUGGAUGCUUUGUACUGGACUGCCACCGAACCUAAAGAGAGAAAAAGAGCUCAUAUAGGAGUCAUCCCACAUUUCUUCAUGGCUGUUCUCUACGUCUUUCUUCAUGCCAUUCUAAUUAUGGUUCAGGCCACCACACUGAACGUGGCUUUCAAUUCACACAACAAGUCACUGCUCACCAUUAUGAUGUCUAAUAAUUUUGUUGAGAUCAAAGGAAGUGUAUUCAAGAAAUUUGAGAAAAACAACCUCUUCCAAAUGUCCAAUAGUGACAUUAAAGAAAGAUUUACGAACUACACACUCUUACUAAUCGUCUGUCUCAGAAACAUGGAGCAGUUCUCCUGGAAUCCAGAUCAUCUGUGGGUGUUGUUUCCUGAUGUUUGUAUGGUGAUCGCCUCAGAGAUCGCAGUGGACGUUGUCAAACAUGCCUUCAUCACAAAGUUUAACGACAUCACAGCAGAUGUCUACAGUGAAUACAGAGCAAGCUUGGCAUUUGAUCUGGUCAGCAGCAGACAGAAAAAUGCAUACACAGACUACAGUGACAGUGUGUCCAGGAGAAUGGGCUUCAUUCCUCUUCCUCUUGCUCUGCUGUUGAUCCGGGUUGUGACCAGCUCAGUGAAGAUCCAGGGCUCUCUGUCCAUUGUUUGUGUUGUGCUCUUCUACCUGGGUAUGAUCACCCUGAAGGUGCUAAACAGUAUAGUGUUGUUGGGGAAAUCCUGUAUGUAUGUGAAAGAGGCAAAUAUGGAGGAGAAGCUGUUUCAAAAUCCCCCCUCCGCAGCUCCCAGCAGAGUGUCCAGCAGAGCCCACCGUACCAAACACACACGAGAACCACCAGGUGAUCCAGCAGAAGAGGGCAUGUCUGCAUCAGUCACCACUCAGCCCACCCAAAGGGAUGACUGCCCCGCCCCUCAGAUCCCCACCAGCGAAUCAGAUCAGUUUCUCACUACACCAGAUGAAUCAGAAGAGAAAAGCCUUAUUCAGGACGAUACCGAACUUAAACACAGGGCGCCCAAAAAAGACUUGCUGGAGAUUGACCGCUUUACUAUCUGCGGUAACCGUAUCGACUGACAUUGAUGCGUGCCCUCAAGUUUAAGAGUGACGCCAGGUAUGCACUGAAAUGCCCGCCCUCUCUGCCAGCUUGAUUUGUUUGACAUUUGAACCUGAGCUCGUUGGAACGGGACAACGAGAAACUGCAGGAUAUUUAUUAAUAAAUGAUGCACCUAAUUUAUUUAAGACUUAAAAACACUCACAGACAAUCACACCAACACAGUUUAACCAAUUGGAAUCCGCCCAGUGAAGUUUCUACGCUUUCAAAAGGUUCAAGAUCACCAGCGGAGCUCACCUUUGGAAGGCAGGGAGGAUCUUGGUCCGAUGGUCAAUGUACUUACCUUUCAAAGGGGGCAUCGAAUUAAAAAAUGAGAGAAAGGGAUGGAUUAUAUUGCUAUUUUACAGAUUCACAAGAUUCCAUACACAUGUGGGAAAAAGUAGGAGUUUUUGAACAGUAAGAUUUUUUAUGUUUUUUUUAAAGAAGUCUCUUCUGCUCACCAAGCCUGCAUUUAUUUGAUCCAAAGUACAACAAAAACAGUAAAAAUCUUAAAUAUUUUUACUGUUUAAAUAUAACGGUUUUCAACUAUUUUGUGAAUAUUUUGAAAUAUAGUUUAUUUCUGCAAUUUCAAAGCUGAAUUUUCGGCAUCAUAACUCCAGUCACAUGAUCCUUCAAAAUCAUUCAAAUUUCCUGAUUUGCUGCUCAGAAAACAUUUAUUAUUUUGUUGAAAACAGCUUAGUAGAAUUUUUUGAUGAAUAGAAAGUUCAGAACAGCAUUUAUCUGAAAUAGAAAUCUUUUGUUACAUUAUAAAUGUCUUUGUCAUCACUUUUGAUCAAUUUAAAACAUCCUUGCUAAAUAAAAAAUAUUAAUUUCUAUAAUUGCCCUGAAAAAAAAAAAGAACAAUUAUACCUACUCCUAAUGUUACAAAAGCUUUUUAUUUUAGAUAAAUGCUGACCUUUAGACCUUUCUAUUCAUCAAGGAAUCCUGAAAAAAUUUACUCAACUGUUUUAAAUUUUGAUAAUAAUAAUAAUAAUUUUCUUGAACAGCAAAUCAGCAUAUUACAAUGAUUUCUUAAGGAUCAUGUAACACUGAAGACUGGAGUAAUGAUGCUGAAAAUUUAGAUUUGAUCACAGGAAUGAGUUCGAUUUUAAAAUAUAUUCAAAUGGAAAACUGUUAUUUUAAAUGGUAAAAAUAUUUAAACAUUUUGCUGUACUUUGGAUCAAAUAAAUGCUUGGUGAGCAGAAGAGACUUCUUUAAAAACAGUAAAAAUCUUGCUGUUCAAAAUCUUUUAACUGGCAGUGUAUGCUGUGUUAAAAAACAAAUGUCAAAAGUUCUUGAAGUUCUUUUUUUUUUUUCUUCAUUCAUAAUUUCUCUAUUUGGAAGUGUCCCUUCAAUUCUCAAGUUCCCUCAAAAGACUUCUAAGUUUAAAAUAUUACCAUGUUCAUUGUCAGUCAGUACUGAAAUGUAAUUUUGUAGAAUGUGUACCUAAUUUGUUUUUGUAUCUUUGAGUGAAAGCAGACAGAAAGCUAAAAUACCGGAUCACUAUUUUAUUUAUUUAUAUUUUUAAGAGAGUUGCUGUUUCAGUUACAAGGUUUCCAGUGACAAAAAAAAAGUUUUUUUUUUUUUUUGGUUUUUUUUUUUUUUGCAUCGUUUGAGGUAAUGACCUUUUAAAAGGCCAUUGUGAGUAUGUGAUACUGUGAUGAAACGCAUGCUUGUGAUAUUUGGAUUGACUGAAGUGCUUAAGUCGGCAUCUGAAUGAAAGGAUCAAAGAUUAAUGCAAGUCGCAUGGAAUCAGAAAACUGAAUAAGUCCAGUAGCGUAACAUGAUUUGCCAGCUAAAAUGAAGGAAUGCAAUAUUUUCCAAUUAAAAUGGAAAGUCUGUUUUUUCCCCGCAAAUUGUACCAAGAAUAGCAUAUCAGAUGAGCAAUCAUACAUUGGUGCUGGUAUUGGGAGCAGAUGCUGAAUAGUCAUUUACCAACAUUCCAAAAGUCAGAAUCUUGACCAAAGCAAAGUUAAAUAUACAACCUUUUGCUAAUAUCUCGGGUGUAUUUAAAAAAAAAGGCCUACUGACCCCAAAUAAACAGUUUUUACAAGUCAAUGAGCAUCAGAAUCCAGUAAUGUAAGCUAAUAACAAUGAGUCCAAGUUUCAUAAUAUCCAACUUAUCAGAUGCCCAUGAUCAGUAAUAAUGCAUCAUGUGUAGUGCUUAAAAAACUUAUUGGAGUGCUUUAUCAUCCUAGACGAUGUUUAAUAUUUUUGCUUCGCAUAACAGACCAUGCUGUCUUAAAAAAAAAUUGUGAACCACUAAUGUCUCUUAGUAGUACUGGAGGUUAGAAUUUAAGUUUAUUUUUUUCAUCAGUAAUGACAACUUUUUUUUUUUUUUUUUGACUGGUUUUGGGAUUUGUAUUUCUUGUAUUACAAAUGUGUGGCUGUAAUUGCUUUGCUUUGUAAUAUCAUUAUGGCGGCAUUCAGGCUGACAAUUUACACUCAAGGCAGUAUGUUGACAGUCAUCAUAAGGCUGUCAUAUUUUGCAAGGUGCUCAGUUCUUUCAAAAACAAAAGGUUGUUUGAUUUAUCAUUUAGAAAAUAUCAACUAUGCCAAGGAAUUGUUUACCCUCAGUUAGCAAAUUUAUGCAAACUCUGAAUCACAUUUUUCAAAACCUCUUCAGAAGCAUUCACUUGACUUAAACUGCCAAAAUGAUAUCAAAGAGCAUUUCUCAUUGUUUUUGCAUUUGAAACAUGUUAGAAAUACUUUUGCUCGUGUUUAAAAGAAAGAGACCAUUAUAAGCAAAUGUUUGAUUUUGUUGUGGUUUUCAAUGUAACUGCCUGUGCAUUCCCAUAGGUUCAGUCAGCUUUGGACUCUUGAAAUAGGGCUGAAGUUUGACUGUACUGGAUAUGGAUCAGUACUCAAAUAGAUGAUUUUGCUUGACUGAACCUCUCUAAUUCAUACUCAUAUCCGUUUAUUUGGAAAUACAAAAAAGGUCCAACGAGUCAAGUUGUUACUAUACUGCUGUUUUUUUUCUCACUGGUCAAUAUCAUUUUGUUGUUUUGGUGUGUUUUUGUAAGCAUUAUCGGCUUCAGCAUCCAAGGUUCUUACAAAGUUGUUUUUUCUGUAGAAACUGAAGAGGAAUGACGAUGUCAAAUCCCUUGUAUGGGAUGUUUCAGAGACAGAAUUGAGGAGAGAAAUCAGGGCGUUGUGUUAAUUAAAGUUUUGUUGUUUUGUA
Messenger RNA from Labeo rohita (rohu), 4911 nucleotides. RefSeq names its product transmembrane anterior posterior transformation 1b (gene tapt1b). The record is from RefSeq and is a predicted model, not a curated record. Gene Ontology annotation, biological process: maintenance of protein localization in endoplasmic reticulum; positive regulation of cilium assembly. Bases 11 to 1714 code for a protein of 567 amino acids. Lineage: Eukaryota; Metazoa; Chordata; Actinopteri; Cypriniformes; Cyprinidae. Gene Ontology annotation, cellular component: ciliary basal body; endoplasmic reticulum membrane. The transcript has 14 exons.